UGAAUCUUGACCCUUCAGUGGUGAAAGCAACAGUGCAGUGCAAUGGACGUAGAGUGGUCAGACCUCGAAUGCAGUGGAGUAUCAGCUGACGACAUCUCCAGGUGCGCGGCCGUCCUACGGGAAAUGAGAGCUGCUGACUUGGAGCGCCCAGAGUUUGCUUCCAUACGCGAGGCUGGCGUGCCCUUGUUCAGAAGAACCAUUCUCAAAGAGAGAUUUGGAUCAGAGGAUGUCCUGCACUUUCUGAAGAAGAAAUCUGAUGUUCAUCAGAUGACGACCAAGCUCCAGCGCUUGCACAAAGUUGUGAAGGAUGAGCAUGAGGUUCGUCGACAGAAGGCUGAAACUUGCGGAAUGAACCUGCGGCGCAAAGCCGACCUCGCAGCAAUCAAAGCAGAGAGUCAGCUCCCUGACUCGGAGUUCCUGGCCAUAAUAGGCCCUUCUGACGGGGAAGGUGCAGAAAUUGAGGCCAAUGAAGCUCCGAUGGCAGACAUAGACCGAAUGUUGAGAGCACCCUUGGACAGCUUCUACUCCAAUUGCAACAUGUGCAGAGGUCAGUACAUGGACCACCACCACUUCUAUCAUCAGCUUUGCCCCCGAUGUGCAGACCACAACUGGGAGAAGCGUCAUCAGACAGCCGACAUGAACGGCAUGGUCUGUGUAGUCACUGGUGGCCGAGUGCGAAUUGGCUAUAGGAUUGUCUUGAAGUUGUUGAGAGCUGGCGCCUUCGUCCUCACGACUACCAGGUAUCCGAGUGAUUGUGCUUGGCGCUUCUCCCAGGAAAGCGAUUAUGAAGAAUGGCGGCACCGGCUGGAGGUUUGUGGUCCACUGGAACUUUGCGAUGUGCGUUUGGUGGAACAUUUCUGCGAUCAAUUGGUUAGGCGCUUUCCACGAAUCAAUGUGUUGAUCAACAACGCUGCGCAGACCCUAACCCGUCAGAAAGGAUGGAAUUUACGCAUGGCAGAAUUGGAACAAGCGGCGGCAUUCCGGCUCCAUGAGAAUUCCAAAACACACAGCACAAAGGCGCCGCAGAUUUGCCAUCCUCAUCAACUUGCUAUUGCCCAUGGACCACAUCAUCAGCUACAUGAGUCACACGAGCCUGGAAUUGAAUUGGCCGUCCCACGUCCAAGCGCCGCAUGGAAGGAUGCACUUGUGCUACAGGACUUUCCUGAAGGCGAGUUGGACGAGUCACGUCAGCCCUUGGAUCGUUCGAUGACAAACAGUUGGUCGAGGCGCAUUGAAGAUGCUCCACAGUAGCGUUUGGAUGAGGGACGGUCGCAACAGUUGAACUGCUACAGACGUUGGCUGCAAAUACUGCAGCGCCAUUCAUUCUGUGCAGCAGGUUGGCCAGUGUGAUUGGACCAAAAUGUGAUGCCGCACCAUUCGGACACAUUGUCAAUGUUAGCGCUUUGGAAGGCAAAUUUUCUGUGAAGAACAAGAGCUCGGGUCAUCCCCACACUAACAUGGCAAAAGCAGCCUUGAACAUGAUGACCCACACCUCUUGCAAGGACAUGUUCCGCCGGCGCAUCCUCAUGAACUGUGUGGAUACAGGAUGGGUGACAGAUAUGGCACCUGAUGGAGUUGGGCAAGUGGCAGCAACUCACGACACGUGGGUGGGCCCACCAUUAGAUGAAGAGGAUGGAGCAGCUCGGGUUCUGGACCCAAUCUUCAGCCAUUUGAAAGAUCCCACGUGGCUUUUGCGUGGUAAAUUCUUCAAGAAUUAUUACGUUUGUGGAUGGUGACGUCCUGAGAUGCAAGAAGUUUCGAAGUGUCACCAUGCCAAUUCCGGCAGCGGAG
Messenger RNA from Durusdinium trenchii, 1791 nucleotides. NCBI's taxonomy places the organism in Eukaryota, Dinophyceae, Suessiales, Symbiodiniaceae. The record is from the annotation of a GenBank genome assembly.